This is a messenger RNA of Coffea eugenioides, 1722 nucleotides long. RefSeq names its product protein TIFY 8. The record is from RefSeq and is a predicted model, not a curated record. NCBI's taxonomy places the organism in Eukaryota, Viridiplantae, Streptophyta, Magnoliopsida, Gentianales, Rubiaceae. Gene Ontology annotation, cellular component: nucleus. Gene Ontology annotation, biological process: regulation of jasmonic acid mediated signaling pathway; response to wounding; regulation of defense response. Bases 263 to 1495 code for a protein of 410 amino acids. The transcript has 6 exons.
CUGAAAAAUCGUGCAACCCUUUUGCCCCUUCCUCCUUCCUCACUCUCUCUUUGCUUUUUACCCACACAAAACACAGUAGUAUAUAUUAAGAAAGAUUCUUGCUUUCUUCAUUUGUAUGUUGUAUAGCAGGGGAAAAAAAAAAAAACAAAUGAAGCUAAUCAGCAGCUAUGGUUUUACCUUAACAUUCCUGCGUUAAAAUGAGCUAAUAAUAAUGUCUGUUUUCUCCAGCUGAAUUUAAUAAUUGUUAUGUAUUUAACCAUUUAUGGCUCAUACUCAAAAUAACAGUAGUUCUGCGGGUGCUGCUGCUGCUAUUAGUACUAGUGGUGCGGAUGAAGUUAAGGCUUCUGGAACCAUUUUUCAUGAUUUUUUGGGCAAACGGUCUGCUCCAGAUUAUUUAUCUCCGGCAGGUGGGGUGGCAGCCGGCAGAGUCCGGCCAACAUCCGAGGCCUCUCCUUCAUCAGCUUCUGUCUCCAUUGGUGGCUCUUCUGGUGGUGGCCGUGCUCCAAUCUCCACAACUUCUGAUCUGGGUUCUGAACGACAAGGUGGAAAUCAUUUUGAAGGAGUUCCGUUCUAUGGAGCGAGAAGUGAUCUUAUUGGGCAUGAAACAAGUAGUAGAUUUUCUGGAACUAAGAGAAGUAACUCAGACUCGUAUAUUGGAACAACAAAAGAUAGAUUUCAACAAAUGGUACCAGAUUCUCGUGAAGGCUCACAGUUGAUGAAGCUAAUACGACAUGCUGGUGGAGAGAGACCAAGACGUCCACAGGAUGAGGAUGCGUCGUUUCCUAUGCAUUUAGUCCGGCCAAUUUCAGCUUCCCUUGUAUCACAGCCUUCCUCUGCUGCCAGAGCUGAAGGUAAUACUUCAAGAUUGGAUCGUGGUAUUCCAAUGAAUGUUGGUCCGCCUUGGCAGUAUCCACCACGUUCCAGUCAAGUUUUUCCUUUUGGCUACCAAGGACUAUCAAACAAAUUGAGAGACUCCAGUGUUGGUCCAUCAGUUAUAUCUCAAGGAGCUGCUGAUGAAGGAUCUAGGACUGGUAUUAAAGGAUCUGGACUUCUGAGCUCUAUUAACACAACUGGUGGAAUCUCCGAAAGAAAUUUUACUGGGGCAAUAGUCAGCAGUAGUAAGCUGAAGUCCGGGAUUCACAAUUCUGAACCAGAAUCCUCUACAACUCCAAACCAACACGGAUUUGCUUCUUCUGGAUGUCAGAUGACUAUUUUCUAUGGCGGUCAAGCACAUGUCUUUGACAACGUUCAUCCCAGCAAGGCAGAUGUUAUAAUGGCCUUAGCGGGAUCCAGUGGGGGAUCUUGGUCAACAACCUUCAUGCCAAAGACCACUUCAAGGCCAUUCACGGGAGAAAAUUGCACACCAAGUGGUAAAAGCAACCCAGGCAUGACAGGUAGCUUAGUUUUACAGCCGGAAGUGCAUGGGAAAUCGUCAGUCCGGGUGAACUCCUCUCAUGAGUUAAGCUCUGGUACUCAGCGGGAGGAAAUGCUGUAAAAGGAUGCAAAAGCUCCAAAUCAUGCAGCUGAUGUUUGUGCUGAAGAAAAACAUGAAGUAUGAUGUGGAUUUGCGUUUGCCUUGGCCUCACUAGUUUAGUUCUUCUUCAAGGAUGAAAUCAAUCUCUCCGUUCUUCUGCAAUUUUACUGCACUUGGCCUCAAUUUUUCAACAUUUUCAUACGAGGUAUUUACAAGCAACUGUCAUCUGCAGAGACUUCAUUAAGGAG